AACAUUUUCACCUUGUCAAAUUUCCCUUUUAUAUAACUCAACUCAACCCCUUCUCUCUCUCCUCUACAUUUUCUAAAUCCAAGAAAACCACUUUUCUUUAAUCUUUAUACAACUCUAGUAUAAUUAAUUUCCAAGAUUUAUAUAUAAUGACAUCUAUACACACACCACAUGUAUCUAUAUCACUUGCAAGAGUGCAAUAAUAAUCAAUUGAUCUGUUGGGUAGAAUCUUAGUGGAGAGAUUCUAACUGGGUAAAGGUUCUUUUUUUAUCUUGGGUGUUUUGUAAAUUGCAAGAGAGAUAUAAUAAUGGGAAAUGUGAAUGGUAGAGAAGAUAGUGGGACCCUUGAUAGCCCAUCUGGAGGUGGUGAUAUGGCAGAUGAAGAUGGUGGUGUUCUUGCUGAUGGUGAAUUUAUGGGCCCUUCUCCUCCUUCUAGCCCUAGGGCUGCUCAAUCCCCGUUGAUGUUCACUCCACAGGCCCCUGUGGUUCCUUUGCAAAGACCAGAUGAGAUGCACAUUCCAACCCCUUCAUGGAUGCAAACUACAUCUGGAUUUGAAGACAUGUCUCAUGAACAAGGAAUUCCGACAAUGAUAACAUGGAGCUACGAUGCCAAGGAAGUGUUUGUGGAGGGAUCAUGGGAUGACUGGAAAACAAGGAAACCGUUGCAAAGAUCAGGUAAAGACUUCACUAUUAUGAAAGUUCUACCGUCAGGUGUUUACCAGUACAGGUUUAUUGUUGAUGGACAAUGGAAGUAUGCGCCUGACUUGCCAUGGACCCAGGAUGAUGCAGGCAAUUCCUACAACAUAUUGGAUUUGCAAGAAUACGUUCCUGAGGAUAUUGAAAGCAUAGCUGGUUUUGAACCUCCACAGUCCCCAGAUUCAAGCUACAGCAACAUGCAGCUUGGUGCAGAAGACUUUGCAAAGGAGCCCCCAUUAGUUCCUCCUCAUCUACAAAUGACUUUGCUUAACGUUCCAUCUUACCACAUGGAGAUUCCACCACCUUCAAGACCUCAGCAUGUAGUGCUUAACCAUCUUUACAUGCAGAAAGGGAGGGCUAGCCCAUCGGUGGUGGCACUAGGCUCUACACAUCGUUUUUUGUCCAAGUAUGUAACGGUUGUACUCUACAAAUCCACACAAAGGUGACAAUAAAGCAUACAUUGUAUGUCCAUCAGCGUUCUUUGAGAUCCUAUAUGUGGAAUCGGCAAAAAUAUUGUAAACUCGUGUCUUUGGCUUUAACCAACUUUGAUAGAGCAAUUAGUUUGAUCAAUAAUUUGAUCGGCACAAUACACAUAAUUUCAUAU
Messenger RNA from Daucus carota subsp. sativus, 1296 nucleotides. RefSeq names its product SNF1-related protein kinase regulatory subunit beta-2. NCBI's taxonomy places the organism in Eukaryota, Viridiplantae, Streptophyta, Magnoliopsida, Apiales, Apiaceae. The record is from RefSeq and is a predicted model, not a curated record. The coding region runs from base 305 to 1138 and encodes 277 amino acids. The transcript is spliced from 4 exons. Gene Ontology annotation, molecular function: protein binding.